AUGGCUUACCUUUCACCUCCUCCUUCGAAUUCCAUCUCUUAUAAUGAUAAUUCUGAUCUUGAUUCCAUUCGGGCGAUUGUAGUUUCGAUCAACGACUAUAUUCUCGGCGUGAUAUUAGACCCCGAAGCAUGGAUUUCGCUUAAGCAGCAAUGCAUCACAAUGCUAAGCAUCGAAGAAGAGGAAACUCUGUUUGAAUUCUCCUCAGAACACUCUGCUCUCUCCAACCUCUACUGGGGAAUCGAGAGCAUCGAAGCUUCUAUACAACAAGAAUCCUCGGAGGAGAAGAAGAUGUCUCGUCUGAGAAACUCAGAGAGGAUGCUUCAAAUGCCUGCGUUGCUUGACGAACAAGGAACCACCAUCACAGGUGUUCCAAACACAGUCUUGGUUGCUUUCUCUUACUUUUACCUCUCCGUUGUAAGCCAUCUCCAAGGUGAUUCCUUUCAGACCACAUUGCAUUUUCUCCAGUCGGUUUUGGUCUCGCCGGAGAUUGCAAGAAACGACAUUGCUCCGGAGCUCUGCGAGAGCAUUUUCUUCACUCGCGGUGUGUCUAGGUCAGAUGAAGAGAUCAGAGAUGUUGCAAGAAAGUACAAGUACAGAGCAACUUAUUACCAGGUUAUGUCUUACGGAGAGAUUCAUCAGCCGCCGCCGAGUGAUUCUACAGAGAAACUACUUCGGAGGAGGCUGAAGAAAAACGAGUUGUCGGAAACCUGUGAGUUCAAGAACCUCCACGGUGUUGAUUUGCAAGAAGAUGAGCUUCAUGACAUCUUCAACAAGAUCAAAGCAUCAAGAAAGAUUGAAAAAUCUGCAAACAACUUCCAAGAUUCUCCAUGUUUGGAUUGGAACCUUCAAGAAGACUACAAUCAAGAUCUUGGAAAAAGUACAAGAGUCAGGUGCUUCAAUGAGUUCUUGAACGAGUCUCAGCAAGAUACGUCAAGCUCAAGAUACGACACUGGAACGGACACAUUAGCCAACAUCUUCUGUGUUUCUCAACAACAAGCUCACAAGGAAGCAAACAGUUUAGCCAACAGAUCAAACAGUUUUAUGGGUGAAUUUAACCGUUCCAUCUUUGAUCUUCAAGCUCAACAAUCAAUGGAAGAUGCUUCUUCUUUGAGGCAACUAGACUUGGAAGACAUUUCAGUCUAUGGACAUAAAGGGUCCAUAACAUUUGAAGCAAUGAGGAGAAACUUGCAAACCAGAAAACGAGGAAAUGGAGCUCGGAAGAUGGAUCUAUGGAAGAAUCUUCAGAGCUUGAUAAAAGAAGUGUUAGGGAAUGCUGAUGAGGAAUAUGUCUCAGAGGUUACAAUGAUUUAUCAACUGCUCAACAAAAAAGAAGGUUUCAAAUACAGCAUGCUAAAAGAUGUCAUUCUUGAUCAGCUUUUUAUUGCUAUUUCUAGCUCAGAGGAGAAGACUGUUGUAAAGGCAUCGAUGACCGCACUUACCAAGAUCAUAUCAGUCAACAGAACAGCUCUUGAGGAAGUCAAGAGGAAAGGUUUGAAUCUAAGUCAUUUAGCUAAUGCCCUGAAACAGAAUGUGCAAGAAGCAGCUGUUCUCAUAUACCUUAUAAAGCCAUCUCCAACAGAGAUCAAGAGUCUUGAGCUUUUACCAGCUCUUGUUGAUGUUGUUGCAUCAACCUCGUCUUCUUCUUCUUGUUACUCAUUGAAACCUUCACCUCCUCUUUUGACGCCACCUGCUGCAUCAUUGAUGAUAAUUGAAGUGCUUAUUACUGCUUUUGAUCAUGCUACAAAUAAAACUCACUUGGCUGCUAUUAGCUCUCCUUCUGUGCUUGGUGGACUUCUUGAUGUUGCAAAACGUGGAAACUCAGGGGAGUUUAUCUCCUUGGCAAGUAUUUUAGUGAAGUGCAUGCAUUUUGAUGGGAUGAACAGGAAGUAUAUCUAUCAACAUACUCGAGUGGCUCCUUUUGCGCAUCUCCUUCUGAGCCAAAACAGAGAAGAAAUGUUCAUUGCUCUACAGUUUCUGCAUGAGGUCUUGAAGAUACCUAGGUCUUCAGCAAUAAAGAUUCUGCAGCAGAUCAAGAAGGAAGGAAGUUUUGACAUUAAGGACACAUUAUUUCAGUGUAUUAAACAGUUGCAAGGAGAAUACAGACUCUUUGCAGCAGAUAUAUUGCUUCAAUUGAGUGCUCUGGAUCCUCUUCCUGAGAGCAAAAAGUUCAGAAAUGAAGCUACAAGAGCUCUUCUUGAUGCAGUUAUAUAUAGUGAAGAUUCCAAAAUGCAGCUUUUAGCAACAUUCAUUCUUUCGAAUAUCGGUGGGACUUAUUCUUGGACAGGAGAGCCAUACACUGCUGCUUGGCUAAUGAAAAAAGGAGGUCUAACUUCUAUGUCACACAUGAAUAUGAUCAGAAACAUCAGCUGGUCAGAUGAAUGCUUACAGGAUCCAGGAAUAGAUGGAUGGUGCUGUAAGAUAGCAAGAAGAGUUAUUGAGACAGGCAAAGCCACGUUUUGCUGUUUGCAAGAAGGGCUUAAGAGUAACAACAAGAAUGUGUCAAAGGCAUGUCUUGUCGCCAUUGCAUGGAUAAGUAUUGAGAUCUCAAAAGGUCCAAAUAGUUUAAAAUAUUCAGCAUGUGAAGUCUUGCUUGAUGAGAUAUCACAGUUUCUACACCCUGGUUUGGAGCUUGAUGAAAGACUUCUUGCUUGUAUAUGCAUCUACAACUUCAGCUCUGGCAAAGGAAUACACAAACUCAUCAAUUUCUCUGAAGGAGUUAGAGAGUCUUUGAGACGUCUUUCACAUGUGACUUGGAUGGCAGACGAAUUGCAUAAAGCAACAUAUUAUCUAUUCAGCAAAUCAGAUCAGCGCAUAUCUUGUGUUCAUACACAAACCAUAGAGAUGCAUCAAUCUGGGAGUGGAGCUGUAACAGCCCUUAUCUACCAUAAAGGAUUGCUCUUUAGUGGAUACUCAGAUGGUUCAAUCAAGGUGUGGGAUCUGGAAGAUAAAUUAGCCACGCUUCUAUGGGACAUCAAGGAGCACAAAAGCGCCGUAACAUGCUUUUCACUCUCUGAAACAGGGGAGAGUGUCAUAAGUGGAUCUGCAGAUAAAACUAUCAGGAUAUGGCAGAUAGUUAAAGGAAAGCUGGAAUGUGCUGAAGUCAUUAAAACAAAAGAUUCAAUCAAGAAACUGGAAGCAUUCAGCAAUAUGAUCUUUGUCAUAACCAAGGGGCACAAGAUGAAGCUACUUGAUUCAUCAAGAGUACCCCAAAGUAUCUUCAAAGGUAAAGGUGUGAAGAGUAUGGUAGCAGCACAAGGAAAGAUUUACAUAGGAUGCAUAGAUUCAAGCAUACAGGAAUUGAUCGUCACUAAUAAACGGGAGAAAGAGAUAAGAGCACCAACAAGGAGCUGGAGAAUACAGAACAAGCCCAUUAAUUCAGUGGUUGUGUACAAAGACAUGUUAUAUAGCUCAACCACUCAUGUUGAGAUGUCCAAUAUAAAGGAUUUGAGAAGGAAUUAUGAGCCCCAAAUGUCAAUAACAGCGGAAAAAGGGUCCAAUGUAAUAGCAAUGGGUGUCGUUGAAGACUUCAUCUACUUGAAUCGAAGUUCAUCCGCAAACACUCUCCAGGUUUGGUUGAGAAGGACACAACAAAAAGUGGGAAGGUUAUCAGCAGGGAGCAAGAUAACAAGCCUCCUUACUGCUAACGAUAUUAUAUUUUGCGGAACAGAAGCUGGAGUCAUUAAGGGAUGGAUUCCGUUAUAG
This is a messenger RNA of Microthlaspi erraticum, 3702 nucleotides long. Lineage: Eukaryota; Viridiplantae; Streptophyta; Magnoliopsida; Brassicales; Brassicaceae. The record is from the annotation of a GenBank genome assembly.